UCGGUUCGGAUCAAUCGCGGGUUCUUAUUUAAUACGGUUUUCAGAGUCGUGGAAGCCUUUAAGCUCCUCCGGUAACAGGCUUAAGGCUUGUUUUAUCCUUCGUGUGUGCGUGUGCGUGCGUGCGACGAACGUCUUGGGCAAAAAUACUACUACGUACUAGAAGGAGGAGGAAAGUCGCUAAGUAGCGAUUCUGUCGGGACCUCCAAGCCGGGUGUGUUUGACACCCCAUGUGGCCUAACAGUCUGUCAGGAGGUUGCAACCCUGAUGGGGAGCUGGCAUUUCCUUCGUUCGGCUCAGCGUGCGGCUCCGGCCCGGGACCCGGCAUGGCCUCAUACCUCAAGAGUGCCGGACCCUACGGCGUCAACGGCAUCGGACUGGCUAUGGACUCCCUGCACUCCUCCAUGGGAUAUCCUCCAGGAAACCCCCGCAAGCAGCGGCGAGAGAGGACGACGUUCACGAGAGCACAGCUUGACAUCCUGGAGGCACUGUUCUCCAAGACGAGGUACCCGGACAUCUUCAUGCGAGAGGAAGUGGCUCUCAAGAUCAACCUUCCGGAGUCAAGAGUGCAGGUUUGGUUCAAGAACCGCAGAGCCAAGUGUAGACAGCAGGUGAAACAGCAUCAGCAGUCUCAGCAGCACAAUGGAGACAAGAGUCGGGCCGUGGCCAAGCCUAAGGCCAGCAAUCCACCGGCCACCACGGCCAAGACUACCACCACCUCCUCGGCCUCCAGUCCAGGCCCUGGCCUACACAGAGACAGCCCCUCCUACAUCAAGCCUCUACUGACAGGCACACCUCCUGUACCCUCCGUCUACUCCUCUGCAGGUUCGAACACGUCGAUAUGGAGUCCAGCUGUGAUAGACUCGUGUGUGGAGGCGCAGAGAGGGGUAACGUCUAGUGCAGGAGGUGGGGGUUACACGCCUUCCCCCUCCACACCUACGACCAACUGCUACCCUCCGCCUCACCAGAACUACAACCCUUACUACUCAGGCAUGGACUACCUGGGCCCCACUGCGAUAUCACACUCACAAUUAAAUCCAGAAACGAGUAUUGAAAGCUCAUGGGUUAAACGUGAAGACUCAUCGUCCUGGUUCUACAACUCUACAGGUUGGGACAGGAAAUGAGACCAGCUUCAACAGCUGCGCUACAGUAUGUUCCAGAAACGGCCUGAACUUGGACUGAGUCAAGUGCAAUGCUGGUCAUCUGUCGCCAACUCCCAAACUCCUGAGUGACGUACUUACGUUCUGUCACUGACCUGCGUACGUACAGAGACUGUGCGUACGAUCGACGGCUGUGAUCUUGUAUCAAGACACUUUCUGCGUCCCGUCUCUUCAUCAUAUCAAACCAAUAUUUGUACAGUAAAGUUAACUUUGACACAAAGUACAACUGUAAUAUUUGUAAGAAAGCGAGUAUAGCUAGUGUAUCUGUUACGAGCGUAGCAUCAUUGCCCUGGGUGUGAGUGAUUUUAAUUCAACGAAUACUUUUGCGCUAGGCCUAUUAUACAUUUAUUUUACGAGGACAAUCAAACAUUAAUAAAACUUUUUUUGAAAGAUAGAAAAGAAACGUGUCAGUUCCUCUUGCGUAUAGUUUUCCUUUGUGUAGGUACUGUUACUUCUUUAACAAAAUUUAAAAUCGAUUUUUGUAAUUUUGGAUACCAGCUUGGCUUUUAUUGAACUUUUAAAAGUUACUAAUAGAACGUGAAAAAGUUGCGAGAGAUGAGCAAAGACUGAAGUACAUCUUACACAAUUAACUUUCUUUGUAUAUUAAAAUUCCAAACUAAAUUCAUUAUCUGUUCAAUAUGCUUGAUUGUCCAUCAAUCCCUUUUGGAAAUAACCUUUUAUAGAAUCAACGA
This is a messenger RNA of Macrosteles quadrilineatus (aster leafhopper), 1849 nucleotides long. Its product is annotated as homeobox protein OTX2-A-like. NCBI's taxonomy places the organism in Eukaryota, Metazoa, Arthropoda, Insecta, Hemiptera, Cicadellidae. The transcript is spliced from 8 exons. The record is from RefSeq and is a predicted model, not a curated record. The coding region runs from base 228 to 1121 and encodes 297 amino acids. Gene Ontology annotation, cellular component: nucleus. Gene Ontology annotation, molecular function: RNA polymerase II cis-regulatory region sequence-specific DNA binding; DNA-binding transcription factor activity, RNA polymerase II-specific. Gene Ontology annotation, biological process: regulation of transcription by RNA polymerase II.